Messenger RNA from Octodon degus (degu), 2359 nucleotides. It is a transcript of the gene Cdk15, whose product is annotated as cyclin dependent kinase 15. The transcript is spliced from 14 exons. The coding region runs from base 1 to 1311 and encodes 436 amino acids. Gene Ontology annotation, cellular component: cytosol; nucleus; cytoplasm. Gene Ontology annotation, molecular function: cyclin binding; cyclin-dependent protein serine/threonine kinase activity; ATP binding. Lineage: Eukaryota; Metazoa; Chordata; Mammalia; Rodentia; Octodontidae. Gene Ontology annotation, biological process: protein phosphorylation. The record is from RefSeq and is a predicted model, not a curated record.
AUGGGUCAAGAGCUAUGUGCAAAGAGUCGACAGCCUGGGUGCAGCUGCUACCACCGUUCCGAGGGAGGAGAGGCGCGCAACUGGCCGAGGGGCCAGCCGGUGGCGAAGGAGGCUGCGCUCCAGCUAACAGACCUAAAAGAAGCAUCUUGUUCUAUGACUUCAUUCCACUCCCCGGGGGACCGUCAGGCUGUCAGUGCCGGGAAGUUAAAGAGCAAAAGGCCUCGGAGUAACAGCGAUUCUUUUCAGGAAGAGGAUCUGAGGCAGGGUUUUCAGCGGAGGAAGAGCCUUCCAUUUGGGGCAGCCUCCUCCUACUUGAACUUGGAGAAGCUGGGGGAAGGUUCUUACGCUACAGUUUACAAGGGCAUUAGCAGGAUCAAUGGGCAGCUGGUGGCUUUAAAAGUCAUCAGCAUGAACGCAGAGGAAGGAGUCCCAUUUACCGCUAUCCGGGAAGCUUCUCUCCUGAAGGGCUUAAAGCAUGCCAAUAUCGUGCUCCUACAUGACAUAGUUCACACCAAAGAGACAUUGACAUUCGUGUUCGAAUACAUGCACACAGACCUGGCCCAGUACAUGUCUCAGCACCCAGGAGGCCUGCAUCCUCACAAUGUCAGGCUUUUCAUGUUUCAACUUUUGCGGGGCCUGGCCUACAUCCACCACCAGCGUGUUCUUCACAGGGACCUGAAACCUCAGAACUUGCUCAUCAGUCACCUGGGAGAGCUCAAGCUGGCUGAUUUUGGUCUUGCUCGUGCCAAGUCCAUUCCCAGCCAGACAUACUCUUCUGAAGUUGUGACCCUCUGGUACCGGCCGCCGGAUGCUUUGCUGGGAGCCACUGAAUACUCAUCUGAACUGGACAUAUGGGGUGCAGGCUGCAUCUUCAUUGAAAUGUUCCAAGGUCAGCCUUUGUUUCCUGGGGUUUCCAACAUUCUUGAACAGCUGGAAAAGAUCUGGGAGGUGUUAGGAGUCCCUACUGAGGAUACUUGGCCUGGAGUCUCCAAGCUACCUAACUACAACCCAGAAUGGUUCCUGAUGCCUAAACCACAGAGACUUCAGAUGGUAUGGAACAGGCUGGGUGAGGUUCCUGAAGCAGAAGACCUGGCCUCCCAGAUGCUGAGAGGCUUUCCUCGAGCGCGAGUAUCCGCCCAAGCAGCACUUGACCACGAGUAUUUCCGCGCCCUGCCGCCUCAGCUGUUCCGCCUUCUUGAUGAAGAGUCUUUGUUUACAGUUUCAGGAGUGAGGCUAAAGCCAGAGAUGUGUGACCUUCUGACCUCCUACCAGAAGAGUCACCACCUAGCCCAGUUUGCCAAAUGCUGGUGAAAAGAAGAGGACCAUAUUUAUGCUACUUCAGUUUUCAUUUGCUUCAGCUUACUGAGAAGCUUCGGGUCUAGUGCCACGGGGACCAGAGGUUGUAUCCUGUCACCUCUCACCUGAAAUAUUUUAAAUAUGAUGUUCAAGACAAUGAUACCUAAUAUUUGAAAACAAUCAAUGCAUGGCUAUUGCUAUUGUCAUUGCCUAGAGUUUAACAGUGACUGGCUCAAAUAGAGGGCAUAGUCUGAGAAGAAAACAUUGGAAUGAUUGCAUAUGUUUUGCUGCAGAGAUCCCUGCACAACCAAAUCGAUUUCCCAAUAGGACAGGUGGGAGACUGAUAUUUGAAGGAAUUUGGAGAUGGAAUGGGUACUUGUAGAGCCCUGUCUCUCUUGCAUUCACUUACAGUCUUCCCCAACCAAAGAACUUCUGUAGCAAGGAGAGGAUUAAUCUGAAGUUGAGAAAAGUCUCCCAGGAAGAUGGCCAAAAGAACUUGCUUAGGAGUGUUUGCAAUGAUUUCCCAGGGGAUACUUCUGCUUUCACUAGCUGGGUUAUCCAAACACAUUACUACCCCGUCCCAUGCAGAUUUUAAAAGUUAGGAUUGAGCUGCUAGGUAGAAUUGAAUUCCAGGCUGUCUCCUUUUACUGAAUUUUAAUUGUGGGGAUAGCAAAAGGAUAUUAAACCUAAACUUCCAUUUGAUGAUGGAGAUACUGAAUAAACAAAUAAGAGCAAAGAAUUCCAAAGAUGUAAUUCAAGCCCUGUUGCACCAUCAGACACACAUGUGUGCACACACAUAACCCUCAACUGAAAGAGGAGACCUGUCUUGCUGAGGUGUAUGCUAUUGUCUACAAUGACUCCAAAAGAAACUGAGGAAGCUCAAAUUGCUUCUGUCAAGGAAUUAUCUCAGGAAAUGUAGUAGUUUGGAGACCUCUACAUAUCUCUUAGAAGAACAAAAGGGACCAAUUAAGAGAGAAUUAAAAAGUAGUAACUAUCCACCCAGUGUCUGAGUUGGAGGAAAGACACAGAGUUCAUAGAAGCCUUGUUUCUGGAGUAUCGCUAA